Messenger RNA from Gymnodraco acuticeps, 1836 nucleotides. It is a transcript of the gene wdr25, whose product is annotated as WD repeat domain 25. Gene Ontology annotation, molecular function: protein binding. Bases 105 to 1649 code for a protein of 514 amino acids. The record is from RefSeq and is a predicted model, not a curated record. Lineage: Eukaryota; Metazoa; Chordata; Actinopteri; Perciformes; Bathydraconidae. The transcript has 7 exons.
CUUUUAUGAUUUUGCGGGAUGUUGAACCUGAUGUAUGACUGAUUUAACGCUCAGAAGUCGGAUAUUACUUGUUCAACCAAGUUUCAGGUUGUCCUCAUGUGAACAUGUCAUCAUUAGUGGCCUACGAGGAUUCAGAGUCUGAAGAUGAUGAUCAUGAUCGAACAGAGGAGGGAUUCACAGCUUCUCUCCAAACUGGAUCUUUUAAACAAAACCAAGAUGUCAAGAUGUGUCAUUCCCCAAAGAUAACACCGUGCCCUCACAGUUUCACACUUGACCCUGACAGUUCAGUGUUGGAAUAUCAUGAAAAUGCCUCGGAAAGAAGCAUUUCUUCCCUACACCCACAUUCACAACCUCAGAGUUGGGAUGGAAAAUAUUGCAGUGACAGGACGGCACCAAAACAACAUUUUAGAGAUACUGCUGCUCCUCUGAGUUUACCUGUGACUCCGAGAAUUAUCUCACCAAUGCAGACUCUUCCUCAUAUGUCACAAAGUUUCAGCGAUGGGUUGAACUCAGCAAAAAGACAUCACACUGUCCAGCCUGGUGUGAGACCGUACAUCCCCAAGAGACAGAGACUGGGCCCCUCGGUGGAGAUAACGGACCCAAAACACCCAGGAGUACAAGCCUCAGGGAAUCAGACCAGGGAAAGCCAAAUUCUUUCAGAAGUGUCGGCCAGAGUAAAGCCGUAUCUCGCCCACAAGGCUGGUGCUGCAGGGGUACCGCGUAGGCUCCUGACGAGGCUGGGGGGCCACCAGGGGCCCGUCAACACAGUGCAGUGGUGUCCUGUGCCUCAGCUCAGCCAUCUGCUGAUGUCUGCCUCCAUGGACAAGACUUUCAAGGUGUGGGACGGCGCGGAAAGCGGGCGAUGCCUGAGGGUCUACACCUGCCAUUCGGGAGCCGUGCGUGAUGCCUGUUGGACCCCCUGCGGACGACGCCUCCUCACCGGAUCCUUUGACAACACGGCUGUGAUCACAGAUGUUGAGACAGGACAGCAGCUGGUGAAAUUGGACAACCAGUUCAAAGUGAUGUGCGCUGUCCUGCAUCCCAGCGACCCCCACGUGUUCCUGUGCGGUGGUUACAGUUCAAUGGUGAAGGCCUGGGACUCCCGCAGCUGCAAGGUGGAGAAAGUGUACAAAGCCGGGGUCCAGCAGACCUUGGACAUCCUGUUUCUGAGAGGUGGUGUGGACUUCAUAUCGAGCUCUGACUGUGUGAGCAGAGACUCGGCCGACCGCACGCUCAUCGCCUGGGACUACCAGACCACCGCCAGGCUCUCCAACCAGAUCUACCAGGAGCGAUUCACGUGCCCGAGCCUGGCUCUCCACCCACUCGAGGAGUCCUUUGUUGCCCAGACUAACGGGGACUACAUGGCGGCGUUCUCCUCCCAGCGGCCCUUCAGAAUGAACAAGAGGCGGCGAUUCGAAGGACACAAGGUGGAGGGAUAUGCAGUGCAGUGUGAGUUUUCUCUGGAUGGAAGUAUCCUGGCCUCAGGAAGCUCCACUGGCUCCGCCCACUUCUACGAUUACCACAACGCUCACAUGCUGCACACUCUCCGCGCCCACAGCCAGCCCUGCCUGUGCGUUGCCCAGCAUCCCGUUCUGCCGGCGACUGCAGCCACCUGCGACUGGGCCGGAGAGAUCAAGGUCUGGCAGUAAAGACUGAGAAUGAACAAGUAAAUAUGGACUAAAGUAGGCCAAGAGAAGACUAACAUCCAUCUCCAUGACUUUAUCUCCUAUAAUCCCUUGGCAUAAAAUGAUAAGAACUUGGAGUCAGCAGAUCUACUGACGCUUUGAAAACGGUGUAUUUGUUGUCUUACGAUGCUCUGAAAACAAUUCAAAACCA